CAUUAUAAGCAUUCAUCAGUGAGGUGUUAUGAGUGAAUCUUUGUUUAAAAGAAGGUUUAUUUAAAACGGGGCAUGAAUACAUAACCAAUUUACUUCGCCGCCAUUUAUUCAAUGGACAUUUGAAAGGUCGAACGUGUUAGCAAAACAAUUGCGUAUAAUCAUUGGAUAUAAAACGGUUUUCUUAGUUUUAGAGUUUGUUUCAUGAAACAUGGGUAUUCAGUCAUCUCAUUGUCAAAGACAAGUCUGAUUCGCUUGAAGACAGGUCGAUUUCCAGGUAAAGAGUGAAGACCACACUAGGUUAUUUACACAUUUUGAGGCGUGGUUAGGGUUAAAAAGUAUCAGUUCAUCAGCAAAAUGUUGUGUGAUUUUUUUCGGGAAGUUCGUAUCACGUAUAACAACGACAAACAGUUCAAACUAUAUUUCAACGAUGAUAUUUUAUUUAUGUUCGAGAGUUUUUGUCUGUAAUCUGUUAUGAAAGCAACUGUUCAAACAUUUAGCCACAAAGUUCCAGAAAACGAUUGAAAAUAGGAUUACCAUUUCUCCAAUAAACGGUCGCUAGCCUUGUUGAUGUUUGCACAGUUUAUCCACCUCCGAGUGCCUCUUUUGCCCUAAAGAAUUGAGGCGUUCCUUCAGCGUUACCGUCAUAAACUGAUAGACGUAAGUAGUGUUGCGUGGGAGGUAAAGCUCGUCCAAUAGAAACCGCUACCGAACCAUCGUCAAAAAUACGGAUUUAUCCAUUGUUCCUAGGGUUGCUGGAAGUGCUCACAGGAGCUGUGUUCUGCAUGUUUAUCUUAUCACGGACAAAGUGUUAUAUUUAAAUAUCUCAAAUCGCAUAACUGGCGAACGAAGAUAUUGGAAAAAUAAUAAAUUAAUAUUGAUCGACAAUUUGUUUAUAUAAAAUGAUUGUGAAACGGAUAAUUCUCAUUCGAAGAUCCCAGUAACUGGACGGCAGUGGAAGAUUAAGACGAAAUAAGAUACAAACCUUUUAAGACUAUUAUCGGAUAGAAACAACUAUCAGAUACUUUGUAUUUUCAUGUCAGGUUACCUUAAGCGAGAUUUAAAAUAACAAAUACUCAAAUAAAUGAAAAACAAAUUUGUGCGAUAGAAAAUUGUCCAAAAACGAGUGAACGAAACACUUCAAUAAGAAAAGUGUACCUUAAUAACUUAAGUUAUAUCUUUACGAAAUAAAUAAUCCAAACGGCGGACGGAAUAUUCCUCAGCACCGGAAGUUGGGGAUUGGCGUGUCAACAAUGCGUGCGGGCCACGGGCAUUCAGGGCGAGCAGGAAAUGGUGACAUCUACAUUAUCGAGACGCUGGGUCGUAAGACUCGAUCCUGACCUGGCUAGCUGCUUCCGGGGAACACUGUAUCCACAUCCGCUUUCACAUGAGAUGCGAGCGGCCUAUUCUCUGCGUCAGGUACAUCUAUCGAGGAAACUGAUAUUCACCCUUUUUUACCUGAUGUUACUCACGACCUCUGGGGCGGCGUUCCCGAGCCAGAAGAUGUUGGAUAGUCCAAAAAGUAUUGUCAUCCAACACAAGGACUCAAUUACAGUAAGAACUACUGGCUGUAAGCCGUUGACACACGACGAUCUUAAAACUUUAAUGGGUAUUGCGUGGGAUGACACGAAGAUGAGAAACGAUGACGUCAUCAAUGACGAUGAUGACGUCAUUGGUGGUGGUACAAAAAAGCGAGGAAGUUCAGGAAACUCUGUGAUAGACAAAAAUGAACAAUUUCUACAAAACUAUUUUAAGGACGAGUCUGAUAUUGAUGACAUCGGAGUUAAGAGUGACAAAGAUACCAGCCUUAGUGUUCAAAAUAGAAAGUUUAUGAGGCGGCGAAAACGGGAUGAAGAGGACAGUGAAAAUACAAACACUCCAACUGAUACGAGAUUUCUAUACCAAAAUAUGGUUUUCGACACAAUUUCUAGACGGAAAUCUCGACAAAAGCGAAGUCGAUCUAGUGAUAAACAAUUCCACCCUGCUUGGGAGUGUGAAAUCAAACAAUAUUGGAAGCCAAUGUCAGAUGAAUACUUUCCUAAAUACAUUUGGGAAGGGGAGUGUACGCAGAAAUCGUGUUUCUUUGGGCUUUAUCGUUGCAAGCCCGUAAAGUACACGAUCAAACUUCUUAAAAGGGACCCCGAAAACGCUUGUCGGCCCGUUCCAUUAAUUGGCGAAACGACGACGUAUGAGGAGGCGUGGGUUAUACAGGACCACGAGGCCACGGUGGCGUGUGAGUGCGGCCUGAAAAGUGGCCGAUCUUCGGGCAAAAGGAAUAAAAAUAAAAAUAAAAAGGGCAAAAACAGAAACCGUGGGAGGGACGAAUGAAAACGAGGCAGAUUUUUUUUGUUUAAAAGUGUACACGUAUUCACACGGGUUUCGUCAAACUUUUUGUUUUGACAUGCAAUUAUAUUCCAAAAUGAGACAUUCCCUUUUGGUUUCCUAGUGGUGUCUUUAACCGAGCUUUGUACGAGAAAUUAGGGUAUAUAGUAUUGUGGUAUGCUAUAAGUACGAGAAACUAGCAGUUGAUACUAUUUCAAAGGCGUAUGUACGUACUUAUUGCUAGAUUCAGUGAUAAUAGCUAUUUGGAGUAGGACAGAACGUACGAAAUCCAUUUUCAUGCAGUUUUUAUUAACGACGCUCGCCAUUGUGAUUGUGAUAAAAUGUGUAUUAACACUUAAUCGAGACAUUCCGAUUUGGAAUAUAAAGCAUUCCAGAGUGAAACAGUAUGUUUAUGUUUGUUGAAAGUGGUAAAAAAACAACAACUGUAUAGAACUACAGAUUUAUUUAUUAUAGAUAUAGAUGGCCAGUAUAAAUGAUACAUUUGCGCAUGCGCGCUUGUGUUCCUAUGCGCACGCGCAUUUUAGAUGAAAUGGAGAUUAUAACGGGACAGUUUGUCGACAUACUGUUUGUAGGUUUCAACUAUACUUAUCAUGUAAAAUUGUUUAAAAUAUGUUUAAAUCUUAUUUAACUUAUUGUUAUGUCAGUAAUGAAAAACAAUUAUUA
Molecule: messenger RNA, 3003 nt
Organism: Mya arenaria
Lineage: Eukaryota; Metazoa; Mollusca; Bivalvia; Myida; Myidae
Exons: 4
Coding region: 1288-2325 (345 amino acids)
Source: RefSeq, a predicted model, not a curated record